AGUGACCCCACCGCCCCAUCCUGUAUUUACUGCUGGUGAAAAUGGCCGCUACAUAUGCUGCCGAAAUUUCACAGAGACAAACAAAAACUACUUUCACACUCGGCUAAAUGAAACGGAUGCAACGCGAACGCCGUGAGCGAAUAUUGUAUAACGCAAAACGGAGUUCAUUUCGUUCCGUGCCGCCACUGAAGUGUUGUUUAACAGUGUAAGCGCUAAUUUUAGCUCAAGCUAACAGUCGGCAGCGCGCACGCGCCUGUGUGUGUUCGGGCUCGCGCAGAACCGGAGAGUCCAAUGGCUGACCCGAGAAAAGUCCCGUUCGUCACGCUCGCCUCAUUCAGCACCACACCGGCGGCCCCCGAGUCAAAGAAGCGCCGACGGGAGGACGAGGAGAAUCCACCGAGUGCCGGUGUGACCGGCGGGGGGCUGUUCGGUACCGGGAAACCGGCAUCGGAUCUCGGCGAACCCAAACGCACCGUCCGCCUGAACCUGAACCUGUCAGAACCGAGCGAACAGCGAUCAGCCGAGUUCAACUACAGCGAGCUGGUCCAGUCCAACCUGCAGGUGAGGAAGGUUCCUCAGGGUCUCACUCCAGCUCUGGACCCCAGCGACCCGUUUGCAGAUGAAGACAAAGAGCGGCAAGAAGUCGAGGCUCUGGCCAGGAAAUUUGAGAGCAAAUAUGGAAACACUGUUAAGAAGAAGAGACGAGACCGGAUGCAGGAUCUCAUCGAUAUCGGUUACGGCUACGAUGAAACGGAUCCGUUUAUCGACAACUCUGAGGCCUACGACGAGCUCGUUCCCGCGUCUCUGACCACUAAACUGGGCGGUUUCUACAUCAACACCGGCACGCUGCAGUUCAGAGCCGCGUCUGAAUCCGAGGGAGAAGACGGAAGAAAAGAUGGCAACCACUUCAAGAGGGAUGGAGAGGAGCGGGUGAUAAAGAGACGGAAAAAGAAGCAGGACGGCGGUCUGGAGGAGAAGAAACCCAGGAAAUUCAAAGUACCCAAACCAGGUGUUUCUGCUCUGAACCGGCCGGAGAAGAAGAAGAGGAAGAAGCUGAUGAAGGAGACGCUGUCUCUGGCCGCCAUGAUCCGCCGCUUCACCCGUGAGAAAGAGGAGAUCCGCAAGAAGACCCCGGCGGCCCCCGUGAAGCUCAUCCGUGCUCCGCCGAGCGCCGCCGCCGCUCCCAGCGCUGACCUGUCCAUGGCCGAUCUGACCUCUGACCCGGUGGUGAUGUCGCUGCUGGGCGGAGCCACGGAGAACGACAUGCUGCAGGAGCUGAUGGGUGAUCUGGACUUCGGCCUGCUGGACUCUCCCGGGCCGUCCAGUCCUGGACAGAGUGAGAACGGCCCCGCGGCGGCCCAGAAAGCGGGAGGAUUGGGGCGAGUGCAGAAGACGGGGCUGAUGCCGCCACCUCUUCCCAACAGCCUUCCUGCUCCGCUUCUCAAACGCAUCGAGGACCUGCGCACGGCGUCUCGUCAGUUCGAUGUGGAGGGCAGGAAGAAGUUUUUCACACUGGACAUGAACAACAUCCUGCUGGACAUUGAGCUGCAGGUGCAGGAGCAGCCCGUGUCGGUGCGCGCCUCCGUCUACUCUCAUCUGGAGGCCUUCGUGCCAUGCAAUAAAGAGGCUCUGCUGAAGCGGCUGAAGAAGCUGAGUCUGAACAUCCAGGACGACCGGCUGCGGACGCCGCUGCACAAGCUCAAGCUGGCCGUGUGCAGCGUCAUGCCGGAGCAGAUCGCGCGAUACAACAUGGACUGCAUGGCCAAAGUCGCCAAGCAGCAAACGGAGGACGGCGACAGAAACGGCUCCGAGGACGACGAUGAUGAGAAGCCAGGAAAAAGAGUGAUGGGACCCAGGAAGAAGUUUAUGUGGGACGACAAACUCAGGUCUCUGCUGUGUAGUCUGGUGCGGGUGAAGCUGGGCUGUUACGAGCUGGAGGGUCAGAGUUCACUCUCGCCUGAAGAUUACCUGAAAGUCUUCAUGGAGACGGAGGUCAAACCGCUCUGGCCUAAAGGAUGGAUGCAGGCCAGGAUGCUGUUUAAAGAGAGCCGGAUGGCUCACAGUCAUCUCACAGGAAAUACAGUAAAGAAAAGGAUGUUAGCGGCUCCGAAAGCGAAGCCCAAGCCUCAGGACAGCGGUGCAUGUCAGCGUCCAUCCAUCUCUGUGGACUCCACACCUCCUCCAGCCGUCUCUGUAGACGCCGCUCCUCCUGCGCGGUCCCCGCCGGAGCCCAUCUGCCUGUCGGACUCUCUAGAUGAGGACCUGAGGGCCCCGUCGCUGGACUCCAUCUCUCACGCUCUGGCCAUGCUGGGCAGCGCCGCCAAAGACCUGGCCCAGUCCAACAGCUCACCGUCCGCCGACGCGCCUAAACCGUCCCAGUCCCUGCACGCGUCUCCACACCUGCCCAAAAAGAGCGGUAGCAUCCCUCCUCCUCCCAGCGUCCUCUCCUCGCCCGCACCUCCAGCUGUUAAAGGCGUCCUGCCGUCGGUUCAGAGACAUUCAGUUAUUCCCGCUCAGCGACCAGCCGUGACCCCGCCCACCAAGAUGGGCGUGUCUCCAGCUAAGCCCCGCCCUCCUCCAACGGCAUCACCUCUUCACGCCCCUCAGAAGAUUCCGGCGGGAAAAACAGUGGUCGCCAUGCCGACAGGCUUUAUCAAAACCAGCAAUAACAGCUCAUCACCGGCACAGUCACGUGCGCUUCCCGCCACUUCUUCAGCGUCGCUUAUAAACGUCAAAUCCGUGCAGCCUUUCCACAUGACGCCGCAAGCCAAAAACCACGAGUCGCCCAAACCUGGCUUCAUCACGCCCAUGCAGGCCACGCUCACCAAAUCGCCCCACAACCCCAGCUCACCUAUCAUUAAACUCACACCCACCGCCUCGCCCGUCGUCUCCAGGCUGCCCACAUUACCCAGCAUGCACCAGCACGCCUCCAAGAGCCCGGGCUUCCACACAGGGUUCGUCUCCAGCGGUUACAGCGCCCCCGUGGGGCAGAAGACUUCUUCUCAGGGCAACACUAUCUCUGGACUCGCCACGACAACCGCAGCUGUCGCCAAGCAGCCGGCCACCAGUGCGUCGCCCAUGGCAGGGACAGCCAAUCACAGUCAGCGACACCGACAAGUGGGUGGAGCUAAUCAGGGAAUGAAGACAAUCACGUCUGUGUCUACGGCCACAGCGUCUCCACUCUCACAGGUGUCUUCCUCCAGCGCUCUGCUCGGGUCGGCCGGUCCAUCUCUGCCGCUGGGUUUCGGGAUGUUGGGGGGUCUGGUUCCCGUCUCUCUCCCGUUCCAGUUUCCAAACCUGCUGAAUCUGCCUUCCUCUGUGGUUUCCACGGCGACCACCGGAGGCUCGACCAACGCCAGCAGCUCAGGGUUCACCCUUCCUCAGAAUGUGUUAAAGGGUCUCAUAUCAGGGGCUCAGGCUGCUCUGCCGCCACACUUGCAGCUGGCUUGCUCAGAUGUCAAUCAAACUCAGGGCGGAGACUUGAAGAGGAAGAACUUAUGACAUCAUAGAACCUUAACCCAGGACUGACUCCGCCCACUUAUGCAUGGUCUGCUGGCCAUCCAAUGAGACGGAACCAUUUUUAUACACAUUUGAAUAUUGAUGCUGAUAAAUGAUGUUUGUCUGAAUGAUGCUCCGUGGGUUGUACAUAUGUAUCAAUGUUUACACAGACGGACCUGAUCACUGUGACGGGGAGGGAAACACGAGUGUGUGUGUGUGUGUUAGCAUGUUGAUUAGUGCGCAGCUUCUGUAAAUGAGGGAUUGUUUGUUUUUUAGGGCGUGUAUGAAUAUUGACGGGUGUUCCUCCCUCUCUGGUGUGGGUCGGUGUCUCCGGUGCUGUACACCAACAAAACACCCUUUAAAAUGUUCAAACAAACUGAAAACCAAAUGCUGAAGGGCAUUGUAAUAUACUUGAAUUUUCAGGAUUUGUUUACUUGCAUUUCAGGACACAAGCAAAAUAAAAAUGCAGAAGCCUUAGUCAGAA
Messenger RNA from Cyprinus carpio (common carp), 3982 nucleotides. RefSeq names its product ubinuclein-2-like. Gene Ontology annotation, cellular component: nucleus. The record is from RefSeq and is a predicted model, not a curated record. Bases 292 to 3501 code for a protein of 1069 amino acids. The transcript has 15 exons. Lineage: Eukaryota; Metazoa; Chordata; Actinopteri; Cypriniformes; Cyprinidae.